AUGCCCAUGCUCAAGGUGCAGAAGCUCUACGACGCGUGCAAAGCGGCCUUCUCCUCCCAUGCCGGCUCCGUACCGUCUCGCCAACCGCUCCAGCGGGUUCGCGAUAUCCUAGAGUCCAUCGAGGCUGCCGACGUUGGACUUGACGAGGUCGCUGCUUGCUGCGAGAAUCGCAACGCUGCGAAUUACGCCGCAAACCACGCCGCCACGGCUGCGGCAGUCGGGCGCUCCGCGCAAGGCGACGGCGCGGAGGCACGCAGCGGUGCGAACGAGCGGAACGGCAGCGGGGUUGGGGGUUCCGCGGAUGGGCGGAACUGCAGCGGAGCUGGAAUUUCCGCUGAUGGGCGAAACCCGGCGGGCGGAAACGCGAGAGGAGGCGGGGAGGCAACACGCGGUGGCGCAGCUGAUGCUCCGAAAUUCUCUCCGCCAAUCACGUACCUGCACCUAUACGAGUGCGACGACUUUUCUAUCGGAAUCUUCUGCAUCCCGGCGUCCGCAACCAUACCCCUGCACAACCACCCGGGCAUGACGGUGCUGUCGAAGCUGCUGUUCGGGUGCAUGCACGUGCGCUCGUUUGACUGGGCCUUUCCCACUGAACCCUCCACCGACCCUUACCAACCGCGCCUGGCAGAGCUAGUAGAAGAUCAGGUGGUAGCAGCGCCGUGCCCGCCAGACAUCCUCUUCCCCACCAGCGGCGGCAACAUCCACUCCUUCACCGCGCUCUCCCCCUGCGCCGUUCUCGACGUGCUCGCGCCACCUUAUAACGCGGAUGCAGGCCGCCACUGCACGUACUUUAGAGAGCUCGCGCCUGCGAGCUUCCCGGCGCUGGAGAGCACAGAGGGGCUGAAGGAGGGUGUGGAGUAUGGCUGGCUGGAGGAGUUUCAGCCUCCUGACAGCUUUGUUGUGCGCCGCGGGAAUUACCGAGGGCCCAUGGUGUGUGGUUGA
Molecule: messenger RNA, 942 nt
Organism: Closterium sp. NIES-65
Lineage: Eukaryota; Viridiplantae; Streptophyta; Zygnematophyceae; Desmidiales; Closteriaceae
Source: the annotation of a GenBank genome assembly